GCUGGCGGGGCGGCCGGGCGGGCGACGUGGGGGCCAUGGAGCACCGCAUCGUGGGGCCCGGGCCUUACCGCGCUACCAGGCUGUGGAAUGAAACUGUGGAGCUUUUUCGUGCCAGGAUGCCGUUGCGGAAGCAUCGCUGUCGGUUCAAGAGCUACGAGCAUUGCUUCACAGCGGCUGAAGCUGUGGACUGGCUGCAUGAGCUGCUGAGGUGCAGUCAGAACUUUGGCCCAGAAGUGACUCGCAAACAGACUGUCCAACUGCUGAAAAAAUUCCUCAAGAAUCACGUUAUUGAAGAUGUCAAGGGGAAGUGGGGUCAGGAAGACUUUGAAGACAACCGUCACUUAUACAGAUUUCCUCCUUCCUCACCUCUGAAACCAUAUCCCAAAAAGCCCCCAUACCAAAAGGAUGUUAUUAAAUUUCCAGAAUGGAAUGACCCCCCACCAGGCACUUCACAGGAGAACAUCCCAGUGAGGCCCAUUGUGAUGAAUUCUGAGAUGUGGUUCAAACGUCACAGCAUUGCCAUCGGAGAGGUGCCUGCCUGCCGUCUGGUCUACCGCAGACAGCUGACUGAGGCCAACGUGGAAGAGAUAUGGAAGUCUAUGACAUUAUCAUAUUUACAGAAAAUCCUUGGCUUAGAUUCCUUAGAAGAAAUUUUAGACAUCAAACUUGUCAACUCGAAGUUCAUCAUCCAUAAUGUAUAUAGCGUUAGCAAGCAGGGAGUUGUUAUCCUUGAUGACAAGUCAAGAGAACUUCCUCAUUGGGUACUGUCAGCCAUGAAGUGUUUGGCCAAUUGGCCCAACUGUUCAGAUUUGAAGCAGCCUAUGUACUUGGGCUUUGAAAAAGAUGUAUUCAAAACAAUAGCAGAUUAUUAUGGUCACUUGAAAGAACCAUUGCUUACUUUUCACCUUUUUGAUGCCUUUGUCAGUGUAUUAGGUUUGUUACAGAAAGAGAAGAUGGCGGUUGAAGCCUUUCAGAUUUGUUGUCUCCUCCUGCCCCCGGAGAACAGGAGAAAGUUACAGCUGCUCAUGAGGAUGAUGGCAAGGAUCUGCCUAAACAAAGAGAUGCCACCACUGUGUGAUGGCUUUGGCACCCGGACACUGAUGGUUCAGACAUUUUCCCGGUGCAUCUUGUGUUCUAAGGAUGAAGUAGACUUGGAUGAGUUAUUAGCUGCUAGGUUGGUGACAUUUCUGAUGGACAAUUACCAGGAGAUUCUGAAAGUCCCUUUGGCUUUGCAGACGUCCAUAGAGGAGCGUAUGGCUCAUCUACGAAGAGUCCAGAUAAAAUACCCAGGAGCCGAUAUGGAUAUCACGUUAUCUGCUCCUUCAUUUUGCCGUCAAAUCAGUCCUGAAGAAUUUGAAUAUCAGAGAGCAUAUGGCUCUCAGGAGCCGCUGGCUGCCUUGCUGGAGGAAGUCAUAGCUGAUGCCAAGCUCUCCAGAAAAGAGAAGAAGAAGAAGCUGAAACAGGUGAGAAGACGUUGCAAGCCAUGUUUCCUCCUCCCCAACCAAAAGCCUACAAAUGCUCCUGGAAGAUUGUCAGCUAGAAAAAGCAUAUCCUACGCAAAUGAUACCUUUGGAUUGCUGAUAACAAUAUACAACAUGCAAUCAAUCAAGCAAACAAGCCCAGAAAGCAUCCUGCUGAUUACUGGGAUGCUAACUGAUCUUACUGGAAGUGGAGAGGACAGUGGAAGGCACCCUAUGCCAGCAGCCAUGGUCAUGCUGACAGAGCUCCUGCCUUCACAGAAACUCAAGUGA
Molecule: messenger RNA, 1751 nt
Organism: Dipodomys ordii (Ord's kangaroo rat)
Lineage: Eukaryota; Metazoa; Chordata; Mammalia; Rodentia; Heteromyidae
Gene: Depdc1b
Product: DEP domain containing 1B
Exons: 12
Coding region: 36-1751 (571 amino acids)
Biological process (GO): intracellular signal transduction; positive regulation of Wnt signaling pathway
Source: RefSeq, a predicted model, not a curated record